Achroia grisella is the source of this 516-nucleotide messenger RNA. RefSeq names its product atherin-like. The record is from RefSeq and is a predicted model, not a curated record. Lineage: Eukaryota; Metazoa; Arthropoda; Insecta; Lepidoptera; Pyralidae. Bases 1 to 516 code for a protein of 171 amino acids. The transcript has a single exon.
AUGUCGCAAAGGGGCAAAGCCCCCAGGAAACCCCCUGACAGGGGAGCUCCCCGAACUGUUGUGCGUCGGGAUUUAAGGAACCCGACCAAGCUGGUCCCCGCCACUGAGCUGGGGACCUUCCACGCUCGCCCGGCACCCAAGGGCACCCCUUCUGCCCUCGCGGGAAGCGGUGAUGCCGCCGACCGGGAACCAGGCAGAGGGGAAAGAUGCGCGCAACCUGGCCCAUCUAAAAGACGUGCACCGCCGUCGCCGACCUCGCCCGCUAGAGGCGACAAACGGAGGGACGUAGAGGAGUCCCCCCCCCGCGACCUUGACCUAGUGAAGGUGCCGCCGACGCCGAGAAUCCGGCUUGUGGACAAGGGCUACCAACCCCUACCGUCCCAGUCGGGUACCGUGCGGCGAAAGCCCUCACCCCCUCCGCGCUCACCCUCCCCCCCGCCGGAUAGCGGGAGCGAGGAGGAAGGGGAAGACAGGCGUUUUUACGGCGACGUACAUGCGUCGCCUGCGAUCGCCUGA